AUGUAUAAUGAAGAUGAUGUAUUAUUAGGACGUACUCUUAAAGGUGUUUUUAAAAAUAUUAAAUAUUUAGAAUCAAAAUCAAGAUCUUCAGUAUGGGGUAAGGAUUCUUGGAAAAAAAUCGUGGUUUGUAUUGUCAGUGACGGUCGUACUAAAAUCAAUGAACGUGCUCAAGCACUUUUAGCCGGUCUUGGUGUUUAUCAAGAAGGGUUAGCUAAAAGUAUGGUUGAUGACAAAAAGGUGCAAGCUCAUAUUUAUGAAUAUACCACUAGGGUUGGUAUUUCUUGUGUUGAUGAUGAAACUGUUAAAUUAACCACUGAAAAAAUCGUCCCAGUACAGAUGUUGUUUUGUUUAAAAGAAACUAAUGCAAAAAAGAUUAAUUCUCAUAGAUGGUGUUUCCAAGCUAUUGGACAAGUCUUGGAUCCAAAAAUUGUUGUGUUAUUAGAUUGUGGUACACAACCUUCUGGAAAAUCUCUUUAUAAAUUAUGGAAAGAAUUUGAUCGUGAUCACCGUGUUGCUGGUGCCUGUGGGGAAAUCACCGCAUCCUUAAAGAAGAGACAAAUGAUUACUAAUCCAAUUGUUUAUGGUCAAAAUUUUGAAUAUAAAAUUUCAAAUAUUUUGGAUAAACCAACUGAAUCAGUGUUUGGAUUUAUUUCCGUUUUACCUGGUGCUUUCUCAGCUUAUAGAUAUGUUGCAUUACAAAAUGAUGUUAAUGGAAUUGGCCCGCUAGAAAAAUACUUCAAGGGUGAAUUCUUGCAUAGUAGUGGGGAAUUAGAUCCAAAUGACGAUGAAUAUGAAAUGAAACGAGCCAUGAUGAAAGAAGAAGCGGGUAUCUUUACUUCGAAUAUGUACUUGGCCGAAGAUCGUAUUUUGUGUUUCGAAUUGGUUGCAAAAAGAGGGUGUAAUUGGUUAUUGAGAUAUUGUAAAUCUGCCUCAGCAGAAACUGAUGUCCCUGAUAAAUUGGCUGAAUUUAUUCUUCAGCGUAGAAGAUGGUUGAAUGGGUCGUUUUUCGCCGCCAUUUAUGCCUUGGUUCAUUUUGCCAAGGUUUGGAGAAGUUCCCAUUCAUUUGGAAGAAAGAUUUUUCUUCAUAUUGAGUUCUUUUAUCAAUUUAUUAAUCUUGUUGUUUCAUGGUUUUCAAUCGGGUCUUAUUUCCUUGUGUUUAGAAUUUUGACUACUUCAUUGGGUGAUCCUGAUUUGAAUUUUGCUCCUGGUAAUAUUCUUUCCGUGGUGUUCUUGUGGCUUUACUUGUUAUCAUUGGUUACUACAUUUGUUUUGAGUUUUGGUAAUAAACCAAAAGGUACUGAACGAUUUUAUGUUGUGAUUGUGGUUUUCUUUGCAAUACUUAUGGCUUAUAUGAUUUUUGCAGCCGUAUUUAUGGCCGUACAUGCAGUCCAGGGAAUAUAUGACAAUAAAACGCAAAUCACGGUGAGUUUAUUCUUUCAGAAUGCCGAAUUUAGAAAUUUGGUGGUUGCAACUGCAUCAACAUAUGCCUUGUAUUUCCUUGCAUCGUUCUUAUAUUUUGAACCAUGGCAUAUGUUUACUUCAUUCUUGCAAUACAUCUUGUUGUCACCAUCCUAUAUCAAUGUGCUUAAUAUCUAUGCAUUCUGUAAUAUAGAUGAUGUUUCCUGGGGUACUAAAGGUGACACAGGCGGUGCUAGUUUGGGUGAAGCUAAAUUAAGAGAGGAUGGUACUUUCGAUGUCAGUGUGCCUAUUCUUAAGGAAGAAAUUAAUCAAUCAUAUCUUAAUCAAUUAGAAAAGAUUCGUGAUCCUGCUCCUAAGAAUGAUAAACCAGCAGAAAUAAGUAAUGAAGACUAUUAUGCUUAUGUCAGAUCCAUGACUGUGUUAAUUUGGAUGAUUUCUAACUUCGUGGUUGUAGCCUUGGUGUUACAAACUGGUGGGUUUAAUCAAUUUGAAAAGAUUGAUCAUUUACAAGAUUCCAAGACGUUCAGAGCAAGAGUUUUCCUUACGGUUAUCUUAUGGACCGUGGCAUUCAUGGCCUUGUUUAGAUUCCUUGGAUGUGUUGGGUAUUUGAUAACGAGAUUAGGAAGAAGAAUGAAACCAAGUGAGCAUGCUACCAAGCUAUAG
Messenger RNA from Spathaspora passalidarum NRRL Y-27907, 2082 nucleotides. RefSeq lists its product as uncharacterized. The record is from RefSeq and is a predicted model, not a curated record. Lineage: Eukaryota; Fungi; Ascomycota; Pichiomycetes; Serinales; Debaryomycetaceae. The transcript has a single exon. Gene Ontology annotation, molecular function: chitin synthase activity. Gene Ontology annotation, cellular component: cell periphery; cell septum. The coding region runs from base 1 to 2082 and encodes 693 amino acids.